CAGCGCGCAUGUCAGAUGCACUCCCCCACCCCACCCCCAGUCAGCAACGGGCCGUGAGGCGGCGGCGGCGAAGGGGGCGGAGGAAGAGCGCGGCUGGACGCGGUCCCGCACCGCGCGUACGCAGGGCCGCGGGGGGUUCUUUCGCGCCGACUGUAGUAGCAACUGCGUCUGCAGCCGCAGCAGCAGGUUUGUGUAAAGGGCUCUCCAGACGCAGCGCCGCUAGCCCCGGGGCACGAGAGUCAUCGUCAUCAUGAAUUGGAAUAAAGGUGGACCUGGAACCAAGCGGGGGUUUGGCUUUGGAGGUUUUGCCAUCAGUGCUGGGAAGAAGGAGGAAGCCAAGCUGCCGCAGCAGUCCCACAGUGCCUUCGGGGCAGCCAGCUCUUCUUCUGGAUUUGGAAAGUCUGCUCCACCACAGCUUCCCUCUUUCUACAAAAUUGGAUCUAAACGGGCCAACUUUGAUGAAGAAAAUGCUUAUUUCGAGGAUGAAGAAGAAGACUCCAGCAAUGUAGACUUACCUUACAUUCCUGCUGAAAACUCGCCUACCCGCCAGCAGUUCCGAUCCAAGCCAGCAGACUCUGACAGUGACGAUGACCCCUUAGAGGCAUUCAUGGCUGAAGUGGAGGAUCAGGCGGCUAGAGACAUGAAGAGACUUGAGGAAAAGGACAAGGAAAGAAAAAACGUAAAGGGUAUUCGAGAUGACAUUGAAGAGGAAGAUGACCAAGAAGCUUAUUUUCGAUACAUGGCAGAAAACCCAACUGCUGGGGUAGUUCAGGAGGAAGAGGAAGACAAUCUGGAGUAUGAUAGUGAUGGAAAUCCAAUUGCGCCUUCUAAAAAGAUUAUCGAUCCCCUUCCUCCCAUUGAUCAUUCGGAGAUUGACUAUCCACCAUUUGAAAAAAAUUUUUACAAUGAACAUGAGGAGAUAACCAACCUCACUCCACAGCAGCUAAUAGACCUGCGGCAUAAACUCAACCUUCGGGUCUCUGGUGCUGCACCUCCUAGACCAGGAAGUAGUUUUGCUCAUUUUGGGUUUGAUGAACAACUUAUGCAUCAGAUUAGGAAAUCUGAGUACACACAGCCAACUCCAAUACAGUGUCAGGGUGUGCCCGUAGCACUAAGUGGUAGAGACAUGAUUGGUAUUGCUAAAACAGGCAGUGGGAAAACCGCAGCCUUUAUUUGGCCCAUGUUGAUUCACAUAAUGGAUCAGAAGGAGUUGGAACCAGGUGAUGGACCAAUUGCGGUGAUUGUGUGUCCUACUAGGGAGCUUUGUCAACAGAUCCACGCCGAGUGCAAACGUUUUGGGAAAGCAUAUAAUCUUCGAUCAGUGGCAGUAUAUGGAGGAGGGAGCAUGUGGGAGCAGGCCAAGGCCCUUCAGGAAGGGGCAGAGAUUGUUGUGUGUACCCCGGGUCGGCUGAUUGAUCAUGUGAAGAAAAAAGCUACCAAUCUUCAAAGAGUCUCUUACCUUGUGUUUGAUGAGGCUGAUCGAAUGUUCGACAUGGGGUUUGAGUAUCAGGUUCGGUCCAUAGCAAGUCAUGUCCGUCCUGACAGACAAACUCUCUUAUUCAGUGCAACUUUUCGGAAAAAGAUUGAAAAAUUAGCCAGAGACAUCUUGAUUGAUCCUAUCCGAGUGGUACAAGGAGACAUCGGAGAGGCAAAUGAAGACGUAACACAGAUUGUGGAGAUUCUCCAUUCUGGACCUAGUAAAUGGAACUGGCUCACUCGGCGUCUGGUAGAGUUUACUUCUUCCGGGAGCGUCCUCUUGUUUGUUACCAAGAAAGCCAACGCUGAAGAACUGGCCAAUAACCUUAAGCAGGAGGGUCAUAAUCUUGGUCUGCUCCAUGGGGACAUGGAUCAGAGUGAAAGAAACAAGGUCAUUUUAGAUUUUAAGAAAAAAGACAUCCCCGUCCUGGUGGCCACUGACGUUGCAGCCCGUGGUCUGGAUAUUCCUUCAAUUAAGACAGUCAUUAACUAUGAUGUUGCACGAGACAUUGAUACCCAUACUCAUAGGAUUGGCCGAACAGGAAGAGCUGGUGAGAAGGGUGUAGCCUAUACCUUACUGACCCCAAAGGACAGCAAUUUUGCUGGUGACCUUGUACGGAACCUGGAAGGAGCCAACCAACAUGUUUCUAAGGAACUCUUAGAUCUCGCAAUGCAGAACGCCUGGUUUCGGAAGUCACGCUUCAAAGGAGGGAAAGGCAAAAAGCUGAACAUCGGUGGAGGAGGCUUGGGCUAUAGAGAGCGGCCUGGGCUGGGCUCUGAGAAUUCGGACCGAGGAAAUAACAACAACGUAAUGAGCAAUUAUGAAGCCUACAAGCCCUCCACAGGAGCCAUGGGAGAUAGGCUGACAGCAAUGAAAGCAGCUUUCCAGUCCCAGUACAAGAGUCACUUUGUUGCAGCCAGUUUAAGUAAUCAGAAGGCCGGAACCUCUACUGCUGGGGCAAGUGGAUGGACUAGUGCAGGAAGCUUAAAUUCUGUUCCAACUAAUUCAGCACAGCAGGGCCAUAAUAGUCCUGACAAUCCCAUCACCAGUUCUACCAAGAACAUCCCAGGCUUCAACAAUUCUGGGAAUAUCAGUAGUGCCCCAGUGACCUACCCUUCUAUUGGAGCCCAAGGAGUCAACAACACAGCUUCAGGGAGUAACAGCCGUGAAGGGAUUGGGGGUGGCAAUGGGAAGAGAGAGAGAUAUACUGAGAACCGGGGUGGUGGCCGUCAUAGCCAUGGAGACAGUGGCAAUCGACAUGGAGAUGGUGGCCGCCAUGGAGAUGGAUACCGUUACCCAGAAAGCAGUAGCCGUCAUACGGAUGGCCACCGACAUGGAGAGACCAGGCAUGGAGGAAGUGCCAGCAGACAUGGAGAGAGCCGGGGUGCAAAUGAUGGCAGGAAUGGAGAAAGCAGGAAAGAAAGCUUUAAUCGUGAAAACAGGAUGGACCCCAGGGUGGACAGCAGCAGGAUGGACAAAGUGGACAGCAAGACAGAUAAGACACCUGAUGGCUUUGCUGUUCCAGAGCCACCCAAACGCAAGAAAAGCCGAUGGGAUAGUUAGAGGGUAUGUGAAAAUCAGCGUGGUCAGUUGUCUUUCAUUUUAUUUUUAGAAAGAUUUUGGUAAUGAGGUGUCUCAGGGCUGGGUUGGGGUCCAAGAUAUGCAGACCCCCUGCCCUUGGUGGAGAACUGGAGCGUGGAGAUAUUAUACCUUCAUCUGGUGUUCAUUCAGAUGUUUUCCUGGGAACCUGAGUUGGCCCUAGAAAGCAGAGGGCUGGGAAGCUUUCGUUUGCUCUGGGUGAGUUUAAGGAGGGGUAAGUAGGAAAUGCUUAGGGAGAAAGGAAGGGCCUUUUAGGGCACAAAAACUCACUCUAGGUUUAUAAUAGCUUAUAUUUUUUACUAAAAUGUCACCUUAUAAACAUCUAUAAUUGGAUUUUUUUUCUUAGCUGUGGCCAGGCAGUCCCAUAUUUUGGAGUUGGCGUCUACAAACCCAACUUUUGACCUGUUAGGGCUGCUUGGGAGCAGUUUGGUGCUUUCAGAUGUUUGCAGGGAAGAUACCUGAUAACUCAGCUUCCCCAGACUUUGUUUCCAGCCCUGAGACAUGUAGGGAAAGACAGCCUUCCAGACAGACACACACAGGCUUUGAAAUCCUAAGCCAUUAGGACUGAAGGAAUGAUCAUCUUGGAGGGAUUCCAGGAUUAUCCAGGCCUGGAGUACUGCUAAAUUUACCGUUUCAAACCAACCCCAACAGUAGCUUUCAAAGUGUCUAUUUCAUUGUUUUGUUUUUUUUUUUUAACUUGCCCUAAUAGUAGAAAAAGUCUUUUGCUGAAAUGAUUCUGAUUUUUGUUCUAUCUUGUUUAUAAAAGGAAAAGAAAUAUACAAACUUUGAAUUUUGUGAUUUUUGUGAGGUUUCUUUAAGAUGUGCAUUCCCUCUCUGCUUGCUCGAUAGUAAAUGUCUUACUACUGGGACCUGAGGGCUGUCGUUUCUACCAUACAGUUAGUUGCUACAUAUUAAAUUAUGGCUUGGAACAGUACAGCCCAUGAUGUGAAAUGUGGGGAAAUGCUUGCUUAUUAAACUAUCAGAAAAGUUA
Messenger RNA from Rattus rattus (black rat), 4067 nucleotides. It is a transcript of the gene Ddx42, whose product is annotated as DEAD-box helicase 42. The coding region runs from base 251 to 3040 and encodes 929 amino acids. Lineage: Eukaryota; Metazoa; Chordata; Mammalia; Rodentia; Muridae. The record is from RefSeq and is a predicted model, not a curated record. The transcript has 18 exons. Gene Ontology annotation, molecular function: nucleic acid binding; ATP binding; RNA helicase activity.